GCGCGCGGACAGCUGGCUGCGGGGUGAGGGGCGGCUCCUGGUUGUCUGUGCUUAGCAACCUCGGCUGGGACGGCGAGGUUCCUGCCCCGCUGCGUGCAGCUUGGUCCUGCCUCUUAGCCCGCGAGGUGGGUGUCGGGCCCAGGACCCGACUGGGACUCAGGCCCGUGGACGUGCACGCAGGCCCUAGCAAUCCGUGACACCGCGGGGCAGGGACCCAGUGCAGCUGCCAACUAGGGGUUGACCGGCACUGGUGGAGUCCACUGAUCCUGGCAGGGGCCAAUCCUGCGCCAUCUCUGUAACAAAGUUCUAAGAAGACAAGAGGUCUUUUGCUGCCACGGGCCAACGGUGGCUUUAAAAGACUUGUUUGUGUCUCUAUAAGGACUGCCAAGGACAAUGAAGGUUCUCUUAUUGAAAGAUGCCAAGGAUGAUGACAGUGGCCAGGAUCCAUAUAUCCAGGAACUGGGAUUGUACGGACUGGAAGCUACGCUAAUUCCCGUUCUGUCAUUUGAGUUUUUGUCUCUUCCCAGUUUGUCAGAAAAGCUGUCUCAUCCUGAAGGCUUUGGAGGACUCAUUUUCACCAGUCCCAGGGCGGUGGAAGCAGUGAAGCUGUGUCUGGAGAAGGACAAUAAAACUGCAGACUGGGAAAAGUCUCUGAAAAGCAGGUGGAAUGCCAAGUCUGUGUAUGUGGUUGGAAGUGCCACCGCUUCUCUAGUGAACAAAAUCGGCCUGGAUGCAGAAGGAGCACACAGUGGCAAUGCGGAGAAGCUUGCUGAAUAUAUUUGCUCCAGGCCAUCUUCAGCACUGCCUCUUCUCUUUCCCUGUGGAACUAUCAAAGGAGAUACCCUUCCGAAAAUGCUCAAGGACAAAGGGAUCCCCAUGGAAACCAUGCAUGUCUAUCAGACAAUUCCACACCCUGGGAUCCAGGAGAACCUGGAGAGCUACUAUGAAAAUCAGGGUGUCCCAGCCAGCAUCACAUUUUUCAGCCCCUCCGGCCUUAAGUACAGCCUGGAGUAUAUUCAGGAGUUAUCUGGUGGCAGCUUUGAUCAGAUUAAGUUUGUAGCCAUUGGCCCCAGUACAACUCGUGCUAUGGCUGCCCAGGGCCUGCCUGUGAGCUGCACAGCAGAGAGUCCCACCCCACAAGCCCUGGCUGCAGGCAUCAGGAAAGUGCUGCAGCCAGACAGCUGCUGCUGAAGCUAUGCCGGGCCAGCUCCUUCCUCGUGCACAGUACAGCUUGUGCUGCCUCUAGGAUAGAGCCCCGAAUCAGGGCUCUGGAGAAGCUGCUGUCUGCAUACACUGUCUUCGUGGAGUCCAUGUUGGAACCCAGGCCAGGUGUAACUGGUCAUUGGACCUUGGGGAGCUUCCUGAGCCUAGAAAAAAGGACGUGAAAUCAUCCACCUGGUUACUUGUGCGUGCAGCCCACUUUCCUUUUUAAUUAUCUUUUGUAUGUAUAUGGGGGGGUCUUGUCUGUAUCUAUGUUUCUAUGCCAUGUGCAUGCCUAGUGCCUGCAGAAGCAAGGAGAGGGUGUCAGAUCCCCGAGAACUGGAGUUAGAGACAGCUGUGCAUCCCCAUGGGGGUACUGGGAAUUGAACCCAGAUCCUCUUAGAGAACAAGUGCUUUCAAUCACUGAUCCAUCACUCCAGCCCAAUAUUAUCAUGUGUGGUUCUUGGUGCAAAGCUGUGUUCGGGGGCAACAUACAUGGUCUUUCUCUGAUGCUGACCUGGUUAAGAAUGAUAAAUUGCUAUUUGUGAAAUGUUUAUUCAUUAUACAAAAACAAAACAAAACAAACGACUGAGCCAAGCAUGGUAGCACAUCCAUCAUCCGAGCAUUCAAGGGAAUGGAGAUGGAGACAACACAGCCAUGCACUUAAGGCCAGCCAGGCCUAUAUAUAGUGAGGUGCCAUCUCAAAAAUCCAAAUAAAAAUAAACAAGACCUAAA
This is a messenger RNA of Arvicola amphibius (Eurasian water vole), 1935 nucleotides long. RefSeq names its product uroporphyrinogen III synthase (gene Uros). Gene Ontology annotation, biological process: uroporphyrinogen III biosynthetic process. Lineage: Eukaryota; Metazoa; Chordata; Mammalia; Rodentia; Cricetidae. Gene Ontology annotation, molecular function: uroporphyrinogen-III synthase activity. The transcript is spliced from 10 exons. The record is from RefSeq and is a predicted model, not a curated record. Bases 394 to 1191 code for a protein of 265 amino acids.